Akanthomyces muscarius is the source of this 345-nucleotide messenger RNA. RefSeq lists its product as uncharacterized. Gene Ontology annotation, molecular function: structural constituent of ribosome. The transcript has 2 exons. The coding region runs from base 1 to 345 and encodes 114 amino acids. Gene Ontology annotation, cellular component: mitochondrial small ribosomal subunit; ribosome. The record is from RefSeq and is a predicted model, not a curated record. NCBI's taxonomy places the organism in Eukaryota, Fungi, Ascomycota, Sordariomycetes, Hypocreales, Cordycipitaceae. Gene Ontology annotation, biological process: mitochondrial translation.
AUGGUGAUUAAGAUUCGCUUGGCGCGCUUCGGCCGCCGAAACCUGCCAUUUUACAACAUUGUCGUCGCCCACGCACGCACCGCGCGCAACUCCAAGCCCCUCGAGGUCAUUGGCACGUACGACCCGGUCCCCAAGGCCGACCCCUACGAGAACACCGGCCGCCUGCACAAGGACAUCCGGCUCGACUCGCAGCGCGCGCGGUACUGGAUCGGCGUCGGCGCGCAGCCGACGGACACGGCGUGGCGGCUGCUGAGCAUGGUCGGCAUCCUGCCCGCUAAGCAGUUUGGCCCGGCCAAGGCCGAGGCGACCAAGGCGGUCGAGUCGAAGGACGUGCAGAUUCGCUGA